Molecule: messenger RNA, 1806 nt
Organism: Mytilus trossulus (common blue mussel)
Lineage: Eukaryota; Metazoa; Mollusca; Bivalvia; Mytilida; Mytilidae
Product: cryptochrome-2-like
Exons: 11
Coding region: 114-1703 (529 amino acids)
Biological process (GO): circadian regulation of gene expression; entrainment of circadian clock by photoperiod
Cellular component (GO): nucleus; cytoplasm
Molecular function (GO): FAD binding; DNA binding; deoxyribodipyrimidine photo-lyase activity
Source: RefSeq, a predicted model, not a curated record
CGCCAUAUUUUGUGUUACGCAACGUAUUUUGUUUGUGGUUGAACACUGUGGUGUAGUUUGGUGUGUUUACAAGAAGAUACAUCACGUCGUAGACUAAUAGACGAAACAAAAAGAUGACUAAAAGAUCAAUUCACUGGUUUCGCAAAGGACUCCGUCUCCAUGACAACCCAGCUUUACUGGCUGCUUGUGAGAAUGCUGUUGAUGUUAAACCAAUUUUCAUCUUAGAUCCAUGGUUUGCCAGUAGUGCCAGAGUUGGUGUGAAUAGAUGGCGCUUCCUGAUACAGACUCUACAAAACUUGGACCAAAGUUUGAAAAAAUACAAUUCUAGGUUACAUGUUAUUAGAGGUACCCCAGGAGAGGUUUUUCCUGAACUGUUCAAACAAUGGGAGACCACUCACUUGACCUUUGAAUUUGACAUUGAACCUUAUGCCAAGGUCAGAGAUGCUGCAGUUAAGGCACUUGCAGAAAAGUCUGGUGUUGAAGUAAUGACAUGUGUAUCCAAUACUCUGUACGAUACUGAUAAAGUUAUCAAAGCUAAUGGUGGAAAUCCUCCAUUGACCUACCAGCGUCUACAAACAGUUCUCUCUAAAAUGGGAGCACCUCCUAAGCCUGUUGAGGGACCAAAAGAAAUAAAGACCAAAAUAGCAGCCAAUCAUGAUAAAGAGUAUGGUGUACCAACCAUGACUGACCUCGGAAAGGAUGAUUCUGAAUGUGGACCCCUACUGUUUCCUGGCGGUGAAACAGAGGGUCUGAAAAGACUGGAUACUAUGAUGAAAAAAACAAAUUGGGUGUGCAAGUUUGAAAAGCCUAAAACAGAACCUAACACCUUGGCACCAUCCACAACAGUGUUAAGUCCAUACUUGAAAUUUGGCUGUGUUUCUGCAAGAACCUUCUACUAUGAUGUACAGAAUGUUUACCGUCAAAACAAGAAUCACACUCAGCCUCCAACAUCAUUAUUAGGACAAUUAUUCUGGAGGGAGUUUUAUUAUGUCAUUGCCUCUGUGUCACCAAACUUUGACAAGAUGGAAGGGAAUCCGAUCUGUACACAGGUCGACUGGGAUGAUAAUAAAGAAUAUUUAAAUGCAUGGAGAGAGGGAAAAACUGGUUACCCAUUUAUUGAUGCUAUUAUGAUCCAAUUGAAGACUGAAGGUUGGAUCCAUCACUUAGCCAGACAUGCUGUGGCUUGUUUCCUGACACGAGGAGAUCUGUGGUGUCACUGGGAGGAAGGAAUGAAUGUAUUUGAGGAAUGGUUGUUAGAUGCUGAUUGGUGUCUGAAUGCUGGUAAUUGGAUGUGGCUGUCUGCCUCAGCAUUCUUCCACCAGUACUUCAGAGUGUAUAGUCCUAUAGUUUUCGGCAAGAAAACUGAUAAGGAUGGAAAUUAUAUCAGAAAGUAUUUACCACAAUUGAAGAAUUUCCCCACACAGUACAUUUAUGAGCCAUGGACAGCACCAUUGAAAGUCCAAGAGAAAGCAGGAUGUAUUAUUGGGAAAGACUAUCCUAAACGUGUAGUUGAACAUGAUAAAGUGAGGGAGAAAAACAUAAAACGAAUGGCUGAGGCAUACAAAAAAAGGAAAGAGGGCAGUAGUAAAGGUAUUACUGAGAAGAGAAAGACUAAAGGCAGCGAGGAUGGAACUCCAAAGAAAAGAAGAAAAACAGAAGGAAAAAACUCUAAAAUAACAGACUUUGUCAAGAAGUCAAAAUAAUGUUAAAAUGAUGGAAGACUUAUUAAGGCCAUAACUACCUCAAUAACAUUAAACUUUGAAAAGACAUUUAGAAAUGAUGUCAAUAAUAAAUUGUGCAGGCCAG